UGGUGAAUAUGGAGGUGGAAGAAAACGCAGCCCCGGAUCCUGCCCCUGCCUCAGCCUCGGCCUCAGCUUCGGCCCCGGCCCCGGCUCCGGGCUCUGCUCCUGGCAAGGCCCCCGGGACUCACUACGAGCUGCCUUGGGUUGAAAAGUACAGACCGAUGAAACUGAAUGAGAUCGUGGGGAACGAAGACACCGUGAGCCGCCUGGAGGUCUUUGCAAGAGAAGGGAACGUGCCCAACAUCAUCAUUUCUGGUCCCCCUGGAACCGGCAAAACCACCAGCAUCCUGUGCUUGGCGCGGGCCCUCCUGGGUCCGUCCCUGAGAGACGCUGUCCUGGAGCUGAACGCCUCCAACGACAGGGGCAUCGAUGUGGUGAGGAACAAAAUCAAGAUGUUUGCGCAGCAGAAGGUCACCCUCCCCCGGGGCCGGCACAAGAUCAUCAUCCUGGAUGAGGCGGACAGCAUGACAGAUGGAGCCCAGCAGGCCUUGCGGCGGACGAUGGAGAUCUACUCCAAGACGACGCGCUUUGCCCUGGCCUGUAACGCCUCGGACAAAAUCAUAGAGCCCAUCCAGUCCCGCUGCGCCGUCCUGCGCUACACCAAGCUGACAGACGCCCAGGUGCUGGCCAGACUCAUGACCGUCAUCGAGAAGGAGAAGGUGGAGUACACGGACGACGGGCUGGAGGCCAUCGUGUUCACCGCGCAGGGGGACAUGCGGCAGGCGCUGAACAACCUACAGUCCACCUAUUCCGGCUUUGGCUUCAUCAACAGUGAGAACGUGUUCAAGGUCUGUGACGAGCCGCACCCCCUGCUGGUGAAGGAGAUGCUCCAGCACUGCGUGAGCGCCAACAUCGACGAGGCCUACAAGAUCCUUGCCCACCUCUGGCGCCUCGGCUACUCCCCAGAAGACGUCAUUGGCAACAUUUUCCGGGUGUGUAAAACCUUCCAGAUGCCCGAGUACCUGAAGCUGGAGUUUAUCAAGGAGAUUGGCUACACGCACAUGAAGAUUGCCGACGGCGUGAACUCCCUGCUGCAGAUGGCCGGCCUCCUCGCCAGGCUCUGCCACAAGACUCUGGCGCCUGCUGCUAGCUAGAGAGUGGUUGUCCCCGGGGCCAGAGCCAUGCACUGCCUGCCUCCCAUUGGUCAGGACAGGCUGGACCUUCUUCCUGAGGGUGGCCUUAGACUGACCCUGGGGUGGAAGGAGCCUCCCCCAGCCUCCUGCCUGCUUAUGCCGAAUGUGACAAUAAAAUGUGAGAAUUUGGA
Messenger RNA from Gracilinanus agilis (Agile Gracile Mouse Opossum), 1258 nucleotides. It is a transcript of the gene RFC2, whose product is annotated as replication factor C subunit 2. The record is from RefSeq and is a predicted model, not a curated record. The transcript has 11 exons. NCBI's taxonomy places the organism in Eukaryota, Metazoa, Chordata, Mammalia, Didelphimorphia, Didelphidae. Gene Ontology annotation, biological process: DNA-templated DNA replication; DNA repair. The coding region runs from base 9 to 1088 and encodes 359 amino acids. Gene Ontology annotation, molecular function: ATP hydrolysis activity; DNA clamp loader activity; DNA binding. Gene Ontology annotation, cellular component: nucleus; DNA replication factor C complex.